Messenger RNA from Zingiber officinale, 1766 nucleotides. RefSeq names its product serine/threonine-protein kinase-like protein At3g51990. Gene Ontology annotation, cellular component: plasma membrane. Bases 67 to 1659 code for a protein of 530 amino acids. The record is from RefSeq and is a predicted model, not a curated record. Gene Ontology annotation, biological process: protein phosphorylation. Gene Ontology annotation, molecular function: protein kinase activity; ATP binding. The transcript has a single exon. Lineage: Eukaryota; Viridiplantae; Streptophyta; Magnoliopsida; Zingiberales; Zingiberaceae.
GGGUGGUAGCUGCUUUGCUUCGAUCGGCUCUCUCCCAACUCUCUCCCUCUCUCUCUCUCUCUCUCAAUGGGGUAUCUUUCCUGCCGCGCCGAUUCCUCCAUCGCCACCUGCCGCUCCGCCUCCGCCGUCACUACCUGUCAGAAGCCCCAAAUAAAGAAAGGCCUGAAGGCCCGGCAGAUCUCCGAUCUCGAUCCCAGCGGCAACUUAACCCACAUCCGCCAAUUCGACUACCAAGAGCUUGAAUCUGCCACCGGAAACUUCUCCGACGAAGCCCUCCUCGGACGUGGAAGCCACGGCACUGUCUAUAAGGCGGUUCUCCGAUGCGGUCGUCCCGUCGCGGUCAAGCGCCCCUCCCGCCGCCAUUUCCACCUUUCCUCUCCCUCGCCCCCUCCGGCAGGAGCCGCCGCCCCCACACGCAACGAAGUUGAGAACGAGAUCGAGAUCCUGUGCGGCAUCCGCAGCUCAAGGCUUGUCAACCUAAUCGGCUUCACCCCUUCCACCCCAGACUGCAAGGAGCGGCUCCUGGUGGUGGAAUUCAUGCCCAAUGGUACGCUCUACGACCUUCUUCACUCGAAUCCUCAUCCACCUGGCUGGACUCGUCGCCUCCGACUCGCGCUUCAGACGGCCAAAGCCCUCAACACUCUCCACUCCGUGCAGCCGCCUGUCAUCCACCGCGACGUCAAGUCGGCAAAUGUAUUGAUCGAUCAGAACUUCAAUGCUCGGCUCGGGGAUUUCGGUCUCGCCCUCCGCGACGAAGAUAAUGCUAAAUUCCCCUCGUCUCGCUCGACUCCACCCGCUGGCACGCUUGGCUACCUCGACCCUUCGUACGUCACUCCCGAAAACUUGAGCACCAAAACAGACGUAUUUAGCUUUGGGAUCUUACUUCUUGAGAUAAUGAGCGGCCGGAAGGCAAUCGAUGUCGCCUACUCUCCGCCUUCGGUUGUGGAGUGGGCCGUCCCCUUGUUGAGAAAAGGGAAGGUCGCCACGCUUUUUGAUCCUAGGAUUGCACCGCCCAAAGACCCGGUGGCGAGGAAGCAGCUGGCUUCCCUGGCUGCGAGUUGCGUAAGGUCCUACAAGGAGAUGCGGCCUUCCAUGCAGGAAGUGGUGGAGCAGCUCAAGGUGUUGAGCAAGACAGUCCCUUCUAGAGCAUGGAAUGCUCUCUCGGUUGGCAACCCAUGCUCGGUGGUUGAUGUGGAGAGGACCCUUACCAAACUGAAUGCUAGUAGCAUGAAUAAAGAUGAAAUUUUGGGUUCGUGUUCUAGUAUCCUUGCAGACCAGGAGCCAAUUUCCAAGGAUAAAGAUCUACCUGUUGUUGUAAAGAAACCUGCAGUGUUUCUGAAACAAUCUCGUUCUUUAAGAGCAAGGGAUGCUCUCUCUGAGAAGACAAAAGGAAGAAUAAAUCUGCUGGAUCUCAUGGCUCAACCUAAUGCACCACUAGUUAAGGAAUUGACACCAUCUGUUAGUGGUAACAAUAGUUCAACUAUCAGCAGGGCUAGGACCUUGCGAGUUGUUCAUGAUUUCCAUGAGACUGAUGCAAUUUUUCAGUUGAGGAACCGAAGUAUGACAACGAACCAAUUAAGACCGUUCUUCUCAUCCAAUCUAUCUAUCAAUCCAAAGAAUAGAUUGGAUGAGAAGGCUCAUGGUCAAACUAAAGGUUGAUUUAACCUCAAUUGGUUUGUCACAGACCAUGUUUGUUGUAUUCAAUAUGUACUAUUGUUGGAUUAUCAUUUUUUUCACUAGGGAGAAAACAUAUUCUUCUUUUCUUA